This is a messenger RNA of Sipha flava (yellow sugarcane aphid), 1613 nucleotides long. It is a transcript of the gene Gen, whose product is annotated as flap endonuclease GEN. The coding region runs from base 154 to 1587 and encodes 477 amino acids. NCBI's taxonomy places the organism in Eukaryota, Metazoa, Arthropoda, Insecta, Hemiptera, Aphididae. The transcript is spliced from 7 exons. Gene Ontology annotation, molecular function: 5'-flap endonuclease activity; four-way junction DNA binding. The record is from RefSeq and is a predicted model, not a curated record.
UAAAUUUAUAUUAAAUAAUGUUUAAAUGUUUUAGUUGUUUUUAAAGUUUAACAUGUUGAUUUAUAUAAACUAUUCAAGUAUUUAAUAGUGUAAUUUGGGAUAUUUUUAUCAGUGCAUAUUUGCCAUAUUAUACAGUUUUCUAAUUCUUUGAAAAUGGGUGUUAAAAAUCUGUGGCCACUCUUGUCACCAGUUGCUGAAAAAGUACCACUUUGGGAGUUGCAAAACAAAAUCGUAGCAAUAGACUUAAGUGGCUGGGUCUGUGAUAGUGAAAAUUUUAAUUCGAACAUAAGCCAAAAAAAUAUGUAUUUGAGGAACUUAUUUUUUCGUACUAGUAGUUUAUUAUUGCUUGGUACUAUACCAAUAUUUAUUUUGGAAGGAGAAGCACCAUUAUUGAAACAAGAUAUAAUAGAAAAGCGUUUAAAUAAUAAUAAUAAAGCUCUGACAAAAAAUAAUGUUAUUGUUCGCAGACGCCUAAAUUCAUUACAAAAACAAUGUGAAUUAUUAUUAAAUAUUAUGGGAGUAACUUGUGUUUACAGUUCUGGAGAAGCAGAACAGCUAUGUGCUAUACUCAAUAAAAAUGGGAUUGUUGAUGGAAUCAUAACUCAAGAUAGUGAUUGUUUUCUUUAUGGUGCUCGUGUUAUCUACAGAAACUUUAAUGCAUCUGGAAAUGGUUCUAUUGAAGUUUAUCGCUUUGAAUCUAUUGAAAAAAAAUUAAAAAUUGGACGAAACAAAAUGAUAGCUCUAUCAUUGCUAUGUGGUUGUGAUUAUGAUGAAAAAGGUGUAAUUGGUAUUGGUAAAGAAACAGCCAUAAAUUUUCUUCAGACACUAGAUGAUAGUGUUGUCCUUGAUCGUAUGAGAAAUUGGAGGAGCAAUUUGAUCUUAAAUGCUGCAGAGAAAGAUAUUAAAUCACAGACAAAUGAAAUUAAAUUAGAAUUAAAAAUUAGAAAAAAAGCUUUACAAAAUAAAAAUUUUCCUUCGGAAGCAAUUAUUGAUGAAUUUCUUAAAGUACCUAAGUAUCCAGAAGUAUCUUCUAAGUGGACGCAACCAGAUAUAAAUGCUUUUAUUAAAUUUUCUUCAGAUAAAUUGUGUUGGGAAAAAGAAUAUGCUAUUGAAAAAUUUUUACCAUUGCUUACUAGAUGGCAUUUAAUGUAUGAUAAUAAUUUCCAAGCUAAUGUUUUAAUGAAUGAAAUUGUCAAAAAACGAGUCAAUAAAGGAAUAAAAUGUUAUGAAAUAAAAUGGAAUAAUUAUGAAACAACAACAACUGAACCUCAAACAGCUGUCCUAUUAAGAUAUCCAAUAAAAGUUUCAAUUUAUGAAGAAAGAUUUUCAAACAAAACACAGAAAAGGACAACAUAUAACAAUAAUCUAAUGGAUUUGACUAAUAAAUUAUCUUCUAUGAAAAUUUCCAAAAAACUUAUCAAAUCUAAGACAAAUAAUGUUCUAAGAGAUGAAUUAAUAACCAAAGGCUCUUUGAAUACAUUUUUAAAUGAGAAAAAAUGUCAAGAAGAUAGUUUAACAUUGUCUGACUUUGAGUGUGAUGGCAAUAACUUAAAUUUGUCUGAUGUUGUAAAUGAAAUUAUUGGUUGAAACAUAAAUGCCUAUUUAAAAUUUGA